Molecule: messenger RNA, 1599 nt
Organism: Penicillium waksmanii
Lineage: Eukaryota; Fungi; Ascomycota; Eurotiomycetes; Eurotiales; Aspergillaceae
Product: glycoside hydrolase family 32 protein
Exons: 3
Coding region: 1-1599 (532 amino acids)
Biological process (GO): sucrose catabolic process
Molecular function (GO): sucrose alpha-glucosidase activity
Source: RefSeq, a predicted model, not a curated record
AUGAUUUCUCUCCCCAUCGCCCUUGGGGUCGGUCUUUUGGCGACCAUCGCAAAUGCAUUCACUUACGACCAGCCCUACCGUGGCCAAUACCAUUUCUCGCCCAAGGAACAUUGGAUGAAUGACCCCAAUGGACUCUUAUAUUAUGAUGGGACCUACCAUUUGUUCUUUCAGUACAACCCCGGAGGUAUUCAGUGGGGUAACAUGUCCUGGGGCCACGCCACCAGCAAGGAUCUCACCCACUGGGAGGAGCAGUCCAUUGCCCUCCUCGCUCGGGGAUAUGGUGGCAACGUCACCGAGAUGUACUUCAGUGGAAGCGCGGUCGUUGAUGUGGAUAACACCAGUGGCUUUGGAAAAGAUGGCAAGGUCCCUAUGGUUGCCAUGUACACUUCGAACUACCCUAUUGCGCAGACCCUGCCAAGUGGAAAGUACAUUCAGGAGAAUCAACAGGCCCAGUCCAUUGCCUACAGUCUUGACCAUGGUAUGACCUGGACCACGUACGAUGCCGCCAACCCAGUAAUCUAUCAACCUCCAGCCCCAUACCAGGAUCAGUACCAAAACUUCCGUGAUCCCUUCGUGUUCUGGCAUGAAGAGUCCCAAAAAUGGGUCGUCGUGACUACUCUGGCCGCAUUACACAAGCUCGCAAUUUACACUUCUGACAACCUCAAGGACUGGAAGCUGGCGAGUGAAUUCGGUCCUUACAACGCGCAAGGCGGCGUUUGGGAGUGUCCUGGACUUUUCCAGCUUCCCCUCGAUGGAGGGAAAUCUACGAAAUGGGUCAUCACGAGCGGAAUUAACCCCGGCGGUCCCCGGGCACUGUUGUACUUCGUGGGCGAAUUUGACGGGAUCACCUUCACGCCUGACGACUAUAGUGUGUAUCCCGGAAAUGCCACUGCCAACUGGAUGGACUGGGGCCCAGACUACUAUGCGUCGGCUGGCUAUAAUGGCCUCGCUGCUGACGACUACGUCCAAAUCGGAUGGAUGAACAAUUGGCAGUAUGGAACGAACAUUCCCACCAGCCCCUGGCGCAGCUCUAUGUCUAUUCCUCGACACCUGUCCCUCAAGACCAUCGGUGCUAAAGCCCUUCUCAUUCAGCAGCCUCAGGAAGCCUGGUCCUCUAUUGUGAAGAAGCAUCCAGCCUACUCACACUCAUACAACAGUAUCCCACAAGGCUCCGUUAAAGUGGGCACUACUGGAGAGACGAUAAAGCUCGACUUGAGCUUCUCUGCUGCUUCGACGGCUUCAAAGUUUGCCAUUGCCGUUCGAGCCUCCGCAGACUUCACCGAGCAGACGCUUGUCGGCUACGACUUUGUUAAUAAGGAGGUCUUCAUUGAUCGCACCAAGUCUGGAGAUGUGUCAUUUGACACGACUUUCGCGAGCGUCUACCGCGGGCCCCUCACGCCUAAUAAUAAUGGCAUGGUCAAACUGACCGUCUUCGUUGAUCGGUCUAGUGUGGAAGUCUUCGGCGGUCAGGGUGAGACUACCUUGACGGCUCAAAUAUUUCCAAGCAGCGACGCGCUUCACGCCCGGCUGGUAUCAACUGGUGGAGCUACUAAAAGGGUUGAUCUCAAAGUCUAUAAUGUCGCCUCGACUUGGAUCUAG